Naegleria lovaniensis is the source of this 1749-nucleotide messenger RNA. RefSeq lists its product as uncharacterized. Gene Ontology annotation, biological process: protein folding. The record is from RefSeq and is a predicted model, not a curated record. Gene Ontology annotation, cellular component: endoplasmic reticulum membrane; endoplasmic reticulum. The transcript has a single exon. Gene Ontology annotation, molecular function: calcium ion binding. The coding region runs from base 1 to 1749 and encodes 582 amino acids. Lineage: Eukaryota; Heterolobosea; Eutetramitea; Acrasida; Naegleriidae.
AUGUUUCGCAAUAAGCCUUCUUCCCUCUCGUUGACUAUAUUUCUGCUUGUGUUCAUCGGAAUCUUCCUUGUGAUUUCAUCUUUAGAAUUCGGAUCCGAAUCAUCAUCAAGGAGUAAUUUCCUUGUUAAAGCCUCAAGCAAGGCGGAAGAUGUUACAGUAACAACCUCUGCAGAUGAGGAACCAACUUUUGAUGAAACCUCAUCCUCUUCUUCCUCAUUUGGAAAAUUACAAGAGGAAGUAACAACAUAUACAGCUCCAUCCGUUCCAAAUCAUGAUGUAUUGUUUUUUGAUAAUUUUAAUGAAGAGCCUUUUGGAUCAGGCCGAUGGGUGAAGAGUAAAGAUUCCAAAUACGUCAAUCAACCAGUCGAGUGGACUGGAGCAACCGGAAAGGUUGUUGCUUUUGCUGGAGAUAAAGGCUUGUUAAUGAAGCAAGCUGGACAACACUAUGGUGUUGCAUCAAGAAUUACUCCUCCUAUUGAUAAUGAGAAUAAGGAUUUAAUUGUUCAAUAUGAAGUUAAAUUUGAUAGCAAAUUGUCGUGUGGAGGUGCUUAUAUUAAAUUAUUGGAUGAUUCCAAGAUUACAAGUUUGGAACAAUUAAACAAUGACUCUCCAUAUAUUAUCAUGUUUGGGCCUGAUUUGUGUGGUGCCAAUAAUAAGGUUCAUUUCAUUUUAAGACAUUUUAAUCCAAAGAGUAAUACUUGGGAGGAGAAACAUUUGAAGGAUGCUCCAGCUAUUAAGAAUGACGAGUUGUCUCAUCUCUACACACUUAUUGUCAGGAAGGAUAAUACUUUUGAAAUCAAGAUUGACGGUGAGACUGCAAGAAAGGGUUCCUUGUUCGAAGAAUUUGACCCAUCCAUUGUGCCACCAAAAGAAAUUGAUGACCCUACUGAUUCAAAACCAAAAGAUUGGGUCGAUGAAGAGUUCAUGGAUGAUCCUGAAGCCAAAAAGCCAGAAGAUUGGGAUGAAACACUUCCAGAAUUUAUUCCAGAUCCUGAGGAUAAGAUGCCAAAAGAUUGGUUACCAAAUGAACCAGAAUACAUUCCAGAUCCAGAGGCAAGAAAACCAUCAGAAUGGGAUGAAGACGAGGACGGCAAGUGGGAAGCACCAACCAUUAGAAACCCCAAGUGUGAGCAACACGGCUGUGGAAAAUGGGAACCUCGUCUCAUUAAGAAUCCAAACUACAAAGGUAAAUGGGUUCCUCCAAAGGUUAAAAAUCCUCUCUACAAGGGUCCAUGGAGUCCAAGAAAGAUCCCUAAUCCAAACUACUUUGAAGACAAACAACCAUCGAAUUUAUCUCAAAAGAUUGGAGCAGUUUUUAUUGAAAUUUGGACCAUGCAACAAAAUACCUUCUUUGACAACUUCUUAAUGACACAUAAUGAAAAUGUGGCUCAGGAAUAUGCCACAAAAACAUGGAAGAAGAAGUUUGAAAUUGAAAAGGAGAAAAAGUCGAAACUUGUAGAAAACACUGAGUCAAGCUCGUCAUGGAGCGGUAUCACUCAACAAGUGAUUGAAAAAGCACAGGAACUUGUUAAGGAUUAUCCUAUUCCAGUCAUUGCAGGUACUAUUGUGGUUAUUUUACUUUCUACAAUUCCAUUCUGUUUGCUCAUGAGAGGAGAUGACGAUGAGGACAAGGUGACAAAAAUCACUAAACCCAAUGUAACCUCUGGUGAAGACAAGCAAGGCGACAAGGAUGUCACAACAACAGCUGGUGAUGAAAAGGAAGAGGCUGACCCCAAUUUGAGAAACUAA